Molecule: messenger RNA, 1206 nt
Organism: Linum trigynum
Lineage: Eukaryota; Viridiplantae; Streptophyta; Magnoliopsida; Malpighiales; Linaceae
Source: the annotation of a GenBank genome assembly
GGAGUUUGCCAAAGGGCAUAAAUUACAACCACAAAUAUGAAAUUUGGGCCGUCACAAAGCCUGUAGAGUGUAGAGUUGGCUUUAGCCCAUAAAAUCCAAUUCAUGGAUGGGCUUCACCGCCUGGAAUCCAUGUUUUUGUCGGCCGGAGUACAGAUGGCAGCUCGGGAGCGCUUACACAAACACAACAAAGUAAUCGCCGAGUCGAAGAUCUGAGGAAAAUCCAAACAGAAAAUCCGAUAGCCAUGACUGAACCCGAGAAGCCACCUCCAACCAACCUCCCUUCUUCUUCUUCUUCAGCUCCGACGGAAUCCAAUCCUGUCGGGAAAUCCACCGCCGGGUAUUCGGGUCAAAAACCCCACUUUCCGAACCGGCCGGACGCCACCGCCGGGUAUUCGGGUCAAAAGCCCCACUUCCCGAACCCGCCUGACGCCGUGAACCCGGACCCGGCUACCCUGAGGGAACAAUGGCAAUACGCCACAAAGAAGUACAGCAGGUGGUACUCCCAAGCGUGGGGGUCCGCGAUUCUUGCCGGACUCUCCUUCUUCGCCCUCGGAUGGGUCAUCAAAGGCGGUAAUCCUCUCCCCUCCUUCAAACCCGACGACAGCAACAACAACAACAACAACCCUUCCUCUUCCGAGACCGCCGACGGCGAUGCUCCCCGUUAAAUCUGACCCGUGAGUUUUUUUCCGAUUGGAUUUUGAGAAAUUGCAAAUUGGUCACUCCUCGCUACUUUCCCACCGAUUUCGAAGUUGGGUUUCCUGUAUUUCAGUUGUCUGAAUUGGUCGCUUUCAGUGUUCAUCCUUCUGAAUUAAUCAUCGACGUCGAAACUGACUGUUUUGCAGGCGAAAGAAGAAUGAAGCACACCACACCCUGUAAGCAGCAAAAACCCACCAUCCAUGUGCACUUUUUGUGCUUGGUUGUACACAUUAGCUUUAGCAGAACCUUGAGUUGGGAAUGAAAUGAAUGGAAUGGAGGAUCCUUCUCUGUUUUUCUCCUUUCUGGGGAAUUUGGGUAAUGUAAAAAUAGCCGUUUCUUUAGCAUUUGUGGUAUAAGACUUCCCUGCUGAUCAUGCUUUACGUGAAUGAAAACACUGGUUUGGUUGUUCAUUAGCGAACUUGAAAGUUGAAACCCCAGAUAGAAGGAAGCAGGAACAGAGAAGCUCAAAAGUGAACAACCAAUCAUUGAAAGUAAAGAAAUAGAACUGCU